AUGGCCCAGGAUUACAAACUCAAGGACAUCACGUCCCUGGCGGACGUCAAGGACAUGGACAAGGUCGAGUGUGAGGUCGACGGGAUUCAGGAUGGAAAGGUCCUCCUGGUUAGGUAUAACGGUCAGGUUCACGCUAUGACCCCCAAGUGUACCCACUAUGGUGCGCCGUUGAAGCUGGGUGUGGUGGCUCCUGAGGGGAGGAUUACUUGUCCUUGGCAUGGUGCUUGCUUUAAUGUGGAGACUGGUGAUGUUGAAGAUGCGCCGGCCCCGAAUGCGUUGAAGAAAUUCGAGGUGUUCGAGAAGAAUGGUGCUGUCUAUAUCAAUGCCAAUGAAGCCGAUGUUAAGGCGGCUCAGAGAGAUCCCGCUGUCAAGUGUAGUGCUUCGCCGCAGGAGAAGUUGGUUGUUGUUGGCGGUGGAAGUGGUACUUUUGGUGUGGUUCAGGCGAUCCGUGAAAUGAAGUACAAGGGUGCCAUCACUGUCAUCACCCGCGAACCUAACCUCAUUAUUGACCGUACGAAGCUAUCCAAGGCGCUGAUUGCUGAUGCCGCGAAGAUCCAGUGGCGGCCUGAGGAGUGGUAUGAGGAAGCUUCUAUUGAGGUCGCCCAUGAUGAUGUGACGGGCGUUGAUUUCCAGAAGAAGACGGUGACCACCCAGUCUGGCAAGUCGUACCCUUACACUAAGUUGGUCCUUGCGACAGGAGGUGUGCCGCGCACCCUCCCUCAGGAAGGAUUCAAGGACCUUGGAAAUAUCUUCGUGCUCCGCACCAUUCCGGACGUGCAGGCCAUUCACCAGGCACUGGGCGAGCAGAAGAACAAGAAGGUCGUUGUCAUCGGCAGCUCCUUCAUCGGUAUGGAAGUGGGCAAUUGCCUUGCCAAGGAGAACGACGUCACCAUCGUCGGCAUGGAGAAGGCCCCGAUGGAACGCGUGAUGGGCGAGCAGGUCGGCCGCAUCUUCCAAGGUAACCUGGAGAAGGCGGGCGUCAAGUUCAAGCUUUCCGCCAGCGUGGACAAGGCGACGCCCUCCAGCACGGAUUCCAGCAAGGUCGGCGCAGUCCACCUGAAAGACGGCACCGUGCUUCCAGCAGACCUGGUCAUUCUCGGAGUGGGAGUGCGUCCCGCUACUGACUUCCUUCAAGGCAACCCAUCCGUCACUCUCGAGCAGGAUGGAUCCAUCAAGACCAACGAGCACUUCGCGGUCCCAGGAUUGAACGACGACGUCUUUGCCAUUGGCGACAUCGCCACCUACCCGUACCACGGGCCGGGAGCAGACCAGGACAAGGGCACAUACACCCGUAUCGAACAUUGGAACGUGGCCCAGAAUGCCGGACGAGGAGUAGCGCGCGCAAUUGUCCACAGUGGAUCAUUGCAAUCGCUCAAGCCCAAGGCGUUUAUCCCAAUCUUCUGGUCCGCCCUCGGUGCCCAGCUGCGCUACUGCGGAAGCACCGUGGGUGGAUGGGACGAUCUGGUGAUGAAGGGAGAGCCCGAGAACGCCAAGUUCGCUGCGUAUUACUGCAAGGGCGACACGGUGGUGGCCGUUGCCACGAUGGGCAUGGACCCGGUGAUGGUCAAGUCUGCCGAACUGAUGCGGCGGAAGAAUAUGCCGACCAAAUCGCAAAUCCAGAGUGGAGUGGAUGUGCUGACUGUGGGUGUGCCUGAGUCUGUGAGGAUCUAA
Aspergillus niger is the source of this 1671-nucleotide messenger RNA. RefSeq lists its product as uncharacterized. Gene Ontology annotation, molecular function: 2 iron, 2 sulfur cluster binding; oxidoreductase activity, acting on NAD(P)H; flavin adenine dinucleotide binding. NCBI's taxonomy places the organism in Eukaryota, Fungi, Ascomycota, Eurotiomycetes, Eurotiales, Aspergillaceae. The record is from RefSeq and is a predicted model, not a curated record. The transcript is spliced from 3 exons. Bases 1 to 1671 code for a protein of 556 amino acids. Gene Ontology annotation, cellular component: cytoplasm.